AUGUCGUCGCCGUCGCCAGAAAUUUUGGGAAGCAUUGACAGCACGCUAGGCGCCGUUUUCAUUGGAUUUGCGCUCGCGUGCUGUGUGUAUGGGAUUUUGGUCUCCCAGACCUUCUCCUAUUUCCGAAAUUACCCUGGCGAUAGGACUCUCUUUAAAUUGACUCGGAGGUCGUCUGCCUUGCUUAGCUUGAUCUUGAUUAGGAUUUUGGAGACGGCAGAUCAAGCGUUCAUUGGUCAUCUUGUGUACUAUUACAGCAUAUCCAAUUAUGCGAAACCGGUGGUGCUGCUCAGAGCAACGAUGACUUGGUCUUUGAUUGUGAGGAUUUGUAGCCUUUUCUUCAACCCUUAUAUCCUAACCAUCUACAUCCUUGCCAUCGUUGGUGCCAUUGUAAAAUGCUAUUUCGGCCUCAGAGUUUGGAGAUUUAGCGAACACAACUUCUUCAUCACGGGCUUGAUUCUCUUACUCGCAAUUGGUCAACUGGUCCACAAGCUCCAGACACUUGGGACGAUAUCACUCGGAUGCGGUGUUCUUACGGACGUUAUUACGGCGGGCGCCUUGUGCUUCUUUUUGCAACGUUUGCGAACGGGGUAUUCACCAUCUGACAGCCUUGUGACUAGCUUGUGCAGUUACGCGAUUAAUACUGGUGUUCUGACUAGCACUGUCAGUAUGGCCACAUUAAUCUUGUAUAAUGUGAUGCCGCCAAGCAAUCUUUAUUUCGUAGCAACAUACUUCGUUCUCAGCAAAUUGUAUGCGAUUUCAUUUUUGGCCACACUCAACACACGACGAAUUAUCCGUAAUGGCCGGGGAACAGACCGUCAAGGUGCGACGACCAACAACACUAAUAUGUUCCACCUUGGUACUCGAUUGCCGAGCAUGGGUCCAGCUGAACUAGGACAAUGGGAUAAGGUUGACCACCCUGAUAUGCCCAUAAGCGAGGUGCCGUUCAACAGUUACUACCCAGGCGCAAAGUAG
This is a messenger RNA of Laccaria bicolor S238N-H82, 972 nucleotides long. RefSeq lists its product as uncharacterized. The transcript has 14 exons. Bases 1 to 972 code for a protein of 323 amino acids. Lineage: Eukaryota; Fungi; Basidiomycota; Agaricomycetes; Agaricales; Hydnangiaceae. The record is from RefSeq and is a predicted model, not a curated record.